Messenger RNA from Gregarina niphandrodes, 2397 nucleotides. RefSeq lists its product as hypothetical. The record is from RefSeq and is a predicted model, not a curated record. The transcript has 2 exons. Lineage: Eukaryota; Apicomplexa; Conoidasida; Eugregarinorida; Gregarinidae. The coding region runs from base 1 to 2397 and encodes 798 amino acids.
AUGUUGUUUGGCGAGGAUUCGGAGCCGCCUUCGUCGCCGGAUGUGCGUUCUCCGGCGCAGUCUUCGUGGAAGCAAGAUUCUUCAAUAGAUAAAGUAGUUAGUGACGAAGGUGAGGCGGGGGGUGCGAAGAGGAAGCGUCGGGCGAAGGAGGGUGGUGGUACGCGGAAGCGGCGGAAGAAGGAAAGUAGUGACGAUGACGACGACCGUGACCGGUUGUUCAAAGAUUGGUUCCAAGCGGAGUCUCAGACGGCCUUAUCGGGGGUUGGUCCGGAGGAAGGGGGUGGUCGCAAGCGCAGGAAUAAAAAGGACUCUGAAGCGGAGGACUUGGAUUCGCUCUUCGUAAACGGAACGGAUGAGAACGCAGUUAGGGGUGAUUUGCAGGCUCGAGAAGAGGAGAUAAGACUUCGUAAAGAGCACUUCCUGCAUCAAUUAAAGAGGGACCAGCGUAUCCGAGACAAGGUGAGAAAACGGAAUGAACUUCUGACACUACGUACUGCUAUGGUACUUCUCAGCAAGGGCAUCCCUCGAUGGACUCGUGACUCCGUCGACUCUUUGCCCGAAUAUAAUGAAGAUUAUGCCCUUGUAGACUGGCCUCUGUAUGUGCGCACUGGCCAUCUCUUCGACACCACCAAUGCCAUCAAGACACUCUGGGUCAACUCCUGCGUGUUUCCUCCCGCCCGGGAAACCCUGCAGACUGACGCACCUGCCUCGGCCCCCGCACCUGCCUCUCAAGACCCGCCUUCCUCGCAACCCACACCCGAACCGCCUACCACCAGACCGCAGACUACUGGAACGCAGAUUACCGGAACGCAGAUUACCGGAACGCAGACUACCGGAACGCAGACUACCGGAACGCAGACUACCGGCAAACCCCCUUUCCCGUACCCUCCUGCCAAACAGCAACGAAUGGAGACACUUGUCAGCGACCGGGAUACUGGUGCUCGUGUUGACGCUCUGGAGCGCGAAUUGCGGCUCAAACGUCGGGCCAUCGUCGAGUGGGCACUACCCCAGAUCGGGACCUCCAGGCAAGCCGUUAUCAACAAACUACUCGAAACUUCCAACCUUGCCACCUACCCUCUCCCAGCCUGUCUCCUGGUGACUGACUCGCAUGGAAUCGAAAUCAAGCAGUUUGUGCGGCACUCGUUUGCGGAGGUGGCGGAGGAAAUUCUUUGUGGAGUGCGGGAGGCGGAAAGUGCGUCAGCGAGUGCCUCUGCCUCUGAGCACGACGAGGAGGGGGACGACGAAGGGGACGGUGACGGCAGCAGCGAAGACGACCUGGUGUCCGAAUCGGGCGACGGCGACCCGAAAGGUGAAGCCACGCAGGCGGCCGAGGAGACGAAGGCCGGCGAAGCCAUGAAGGCGGGCGAAGUGGCGAAGGCGGGUGAACCCAGGCAGACGGAGACGGGAGACGGCGAGCCAGCGGCCGGUGCCAUCAUGGCCCGGCGACCCGGACGGCACCCGAAGACGGGUGUCUUCUGUUCAGACUCGGAGGGGGGAAUCGAACGCGUUUCUCGCGACCAAGGCUUGAUCGGCGGACAGAAGGAGGCAGAGAUAGAGCUAGCGGGGAAGGAUGUAUCGGUGGAGGAGGUAUCGGGGGAGGAGGUAUCGGGGGAGGAGGUAUCGGGGGAGGAGGUAUCGGGGGAGGAGGAAGUGGAAGCACGGGGGCAAGACGCAGUUGAGGAGGAAGCGGAAGCACAGGCGGUGGCGGAGCGCGAGACGCAGAGGCGCGCGGCGGCGGAGCGGUUGAAGAGGCGGAUGCGUGAGGCGCUUGCGGCAGACGCCCGGGUUGGUGGUGCCCGAGGGUCGGGAGGGCGUUUCGUGGAGAGCGACGUGGAGGUUGAGGAUGGGGAUGGGAAAGGGGGUGGUUCGGAGGAUGUGUCUGAUGGUGAGGUGGAUGAGGUGUUGGGUAUGUUCGAGUUCGAUGAAGCGAAGAUCGCGGAAGAAGAAGGUGACGAAGCAGCGGCCGCUGCUUUAUUACGAGAACAGUUGGCCGAGAGGGACCAAGCGGUAUACGAUCGUCUCUUCAAACGACGGACAACGCGACUGGAUGGGGAAGAGACGUCUGGUGGUAUGUCGGUUGCUGGAGUGAACGUGCGCAGACGUGAUGAAACUGAAAUUAGCAUUGGCCGGGACUGGGGUCGGGAAUUGGACUGGAAGAUGAAUGAAGACGGCGCAGACCCCCUUAGGAGUGGAGGAGACGGAUGUGCUGCAGACGGGUAUGUUGGAGCCGACUAUGACGAAGAUAGCGAGACGAGUGCGCGGGAAAUUGACGAAACUAACAUCAAGAUACGAUGCACCACUGCGGAAGCAAACAAAGCCAUUGACCUCAACGCCUACGUGGUCAAGGAGGGCGAGGAACUAGACCUACUCCAACGCAUCCUCAAUUCAGAAGCAUGA